Molecule: messenger RNA, 1791 nt
Organism: Tupaia belangeri chinensis (Chinese tree shrew)
Lineage: Eukaryota; Metazoa; Chordata; Mammalia; Scandentia; Tupaiidae
Gene: KDF1
Product: keratinocyte differentiation factor 1
Exons: 3
Coding region: 128-1306 (392 amino acids)
Biological process (GO): keratinocyte development; regulation of epidermal cell division
Cellular component (GO): cell junction
Source: RefSeq, a predicted model, not a curated record
AGACUAAAAGAAAAACCGGAAGUCUGCAGCUCCUGGGUCAGUGUAGGCCCUGGUCCCUGAUGCCUGACCCCCAACCCUCCUGGCCUUUCCCGCAGGUGCCCGGCUGCAGCAGACCAUGCGAUGAGCCAUGCCCCGCCCUGGACCCCCCCGCCCAUCACCCGGGCCGCCGCGCCUGGGCCCCUGGGAAAGACAGACCGAGCUCUGUCUGGAGGCGCACCAUGAGCCACCUCAGCCCCCAGCGAGCCGCCGCACCCGGAGGCCAGACCCCAAGGACCCCGGCUGCCAGGGGCCAGAGAGCAUUACCUUUAUCUCUGGCUCCGCAGAGCCAGCAGCUGAGCCCCCUGCCUGCUGCCUGCUCUGGCGUCCCUGGGUGUGGGACUGGUGCCGGGCGGCCUUCUGCUUCCGCCGCUGCCGGGGUUGCCUCCAGCGCUGCGGCACCUGUGUGCGGGGCUGCAGCCCCUGCUUGUCUGCUGCGGACUCCACUGAGGGGACUGCUGAAGCCACCUGGGCCAAGGAGCACAACGGAAUGCCCCCCAGCCCUGACCGCGCACCUCCCAGCAGGCGGGACGGCCCGCGGCUCAAGUCAACCGUGGGCAGCAGCUUCAGCUACCCGGACGUCAAGCUCAAAGGCAUCCCUGUCUACUACCGCAACUCCACCUGCCCGGCCCCGGACUCUGAUUCCUGCUUUUUUUUUCCCGCCCCCCGGCGCCACACCCUGCCCACCUUCACCAGCAGUCCCCGAGACUCCGAGGAGUACUACUCCUUCCACGAGUCGGACCUGGACCUGCCCGAGAUGGGCGGAGGCUCCAUGUCGAGCCGCGAGAUCGACGUGCUCAUCUUCAAGAAGCUGACGGAGCUGUUCAGCGUGCACCAGAUCGACGAGCUGGCCAAGUGCACGUCCGACACGGUGUUCCUGGAGAAGACCAGCAAGAUCUCAGACCUGAUCAGCAGCAUCACGCAGGACUACCACCUGGAUGAGCAGGACGCGGAGGGCCGCCUGGUGCGCGGCAUCAUCCGCAUCAGUACCCGCAAGAGCCGGGCUCGGCCGCAGACCGCGGAGGGACGCUCGUCUCGGGCUGCUGCCCCCACUGCGGCUGCCCCUGACAGUGGGCACGAGACCAUGGUGGGCUCUGGUCUCAGCCAGGAUGAACUGACGGUCCAGAUCUCCCAGGAGACGACAGCAGAUGCUAUCGCCCGGAAGCUAAGGCCUUAUGGAGCCCCAGGGUACCCAGGCAGCCACGACUCGUCCUUCCAGGGCACCGACACAGACUCGUCAGGGGCACCCCUGCUCCAGGUGUACUGCUAACCCCUGCCAGGCCACCCCUUCUGGGAGAAGCACAGCCUACAGAAUGAAGAGGGGGACCAGGGACCAGGGACCGUGGGGGAAGGUGGCCCCAAGCCCAGCAGCAGUGCCCACUCUGGCUCCUCCUGCCCUGGCUGAUGGCUCCUGGGCCAUGUGCAUUCCACUGGGCCAGUGUCCACCCUGCUGCAUCCCCAGAGGCCUGAUCCCCUCCCCCUUGGCCUGUCCCUUCCUGUCCUUGGUCUUCAGGCAGCCUGGUCAUGGAAGGCAAAGACUUAGCAAUUACCUUCUGAGAUUGGUCCCAACACCAUCCCCUGGCAUGUCACCCUGACCCUCAUGAACCCCCUGGAGGAUCAGAUAGCUGAAAGCAGCUGGUCUGAGGUGUUCUGGUUGGGGGCAAGCAGAGCCUCCAUAUGGAGCUCUGGGCAGCACCCACUCCAUGUUGUUCUUGGCCGAUGUCCACGUUAACAUGACCAUGUUAUAGUAACAAA